Molecule: messenger RNA, 5653 nt
Organism: Zootoca vivipara (common lizard)
Lineage: Eukaryota; Metazoa; Chordata; Lepidosauria; Squamata; Lacertidae
Gene: ADRA2A
Product: adrenoceptor alpha 2A
Biological process (GO): platelet activation; G protein-coupled receptor signaling pathway; regulation of smooth muscle contraction
Cellular component (GO): plasma membrane
Molecular function (GO): alpha2-adrenergic receptor activity; epinephrine binding
Source: RefSeq, a predicted model, not a curated record
AGCUCGGGUUGAUGUUUAACCUGGGGAGCCCGUUCACCGAGAGGGGGGGAAUCUCUUCCCUGGCACACCUGCACCCCCCGCUGCUGGAGGAAAGCAGCUACCCCCAGCACAUGGAUGGCAACGGGAGCCUGAAUGGGAGCGAUGGUGGGCAGAAAGGUGGCCUCCCUUACCCCAUGUACACCACCUUGGCCCUCAUCACCCUCGCCACGCUGCUCAUGCUCGUCACCAUCUUUGGCAAUGUCUUGGUCAUCAUUGCCAUCUUCACCAGCCGAGCGCUCAAGGCCCCUCAGAACCUCUUCCUGGUCUCCUUAGCCUCGGCCGAUAUCCUGGUGGCCACCCUGGUCAUCCCCUUCUCUCUGGCCAAUGAGGUGAUGGACCACUGGUAUUUUGGCAAGGUGUGGUGCGAGAUCUACCUGGCCUUAGAUGUGCUCUUCUGCACCUCUUCCAUCGUGCAUCUCUGUGCCAUCAGCCUCGACCGCUACUGGUCCAUCACCCAAGCCAUUGAGUACAACCUCAAGCGCACGCCGCGCCGCAUUAAGAGCAUCAUUUUCCUCGUCUGGGUCAUCUCUGCGGUCAUCUCCUUCCCGCCCCUCAUCUCCAUCAUGAAACAGGGCGACCCCGACAGCCAGCAAGCGAAAUUGAAUGCGGAGAGCAAGGCACCCAGUUGCAGCAUCAACAAAGAGACGUGGUACAUCAUCUCUUCCUGCAUCGGCUCGUUCUUUGCUCCCUGCCUUAUCAUGAUCCUGGUCUACAUGCGCAUCUACCAGAUUGCCAAGAGGAGGACUCGGGUGCCUCCUGGCAAGAGAGCAGAGGCCAUGGAGAGGAGGCAGAAUGGUCUGGCAGAUAAGGAUGACAUGCCCGCCAUGACCAAGCUCAAUGGGGAGAAGGUGGCUGUGGCAGGAGGAAGCCAGGAGAGGGAAGAAGUCAACGGUAUAGACCUGGAGGACACCUCUUCAUCGGAACACAAUGAGACCCGUCAGAGUAGGAAGCAGGAGAGGCCGCAAAGGGGCAAGGGGAAGACCAAGCUAAGCCAGAUUAAGCCUGGGGACACUUUGCCAAACAGAGUUGAGGAGGAAAGAGAUGCGAAAGCUUCCCGGUGGAGAGGCAGGCAGAACCGAGAGAAACGCUUCACUUUUGUGCUGGCGGUUGUGAUUGGGGUUUUUGUGGUCUGCUGGUUCCCUUUCUUCUUCACCUACACAUUGACUGCCGUUUGUAAGAGCUGCCCUGUGCCCGAUACACUCUUCAAGUUCUUCUUCUGGUUUGGUUAUUGUAACAGUUCCCUCAACCCUGUCAUCUACACCAUCUUCAACCAUGACUUCAGGAGAUCCUUUAAAAAGAUUCUCUGCAGGAUAGACCGGAAAAGGAUUGUGUGAGGGAUGGACUCAAGUUUGUUUUCAAGACUUGUUUACGGAAGAGAGGCUCAGCUCUGGUUGGGCUUUGGAAGUGGGUGGUGUCUUUUCCAGUGAAUGACCUUUGACUUCUCAAAGACUUCAGGUGACUUUGGCCUUGGCCCAGGUGGAGAUGUUUCUGCCCAGUGAUGGAUCUAGAGACCUGUUUGUAGGUAUUGUUUCUAUACACUUACAGACUGGGCUUAUGGCAAACUGAAAUUAACUGAUUGGAGUGUGUAAGGGAAGCAACAAAGAUGAAAAUAUAAGUCAUAUAUUUCAGAAGCACUUUCUUUCUAUUUUUGCCCUUUGGACGAUAUGUCCCUGACGUCCAUGCAAAACUACAGUAUUGCAUCUUUGAGAUCUGUACUUCUUUAACUUUUGUAGGAGAAAGCAGCUUUGAAACCACUUUAAAUAUUUCUUGAGAACUUGAAAUAUAUGUGGGGUGGGGGAAAAAUAAUCAAAGACACAUCAGAAUGAACCUUCAGAGCCAUCUCAUCCAUCUUAAAAAUGACAGUAUUAAAUACCAAGAUUUCCAAUGUGGUGUUGGAUUUUUGGCUUUGUAAACUGUUAGCAUAAGCUCGACAAUGGCCAGUGUUUUAUUAUACACCCUAUAUGUAUUUUUUUCAAAAAAACACAAUGUUUAUGUUUUUUUGUUUAUGUAUGCAGUAUUGUUAAAAGGCUUUAUUUCCUCUUUUCCCAUCAGCUGAAAGAAACAAGCAUUAAAAGUUUCACAACCGAGAAGCAUAGUACCUCUCAAAAGGAUGAGCUCCUUUUAGAUUUGUGAUGCUGAAGAGCAACUGGGUUCUUAAAGGGUUAAGAUAAGGUGCUCUUCCCUUGACGUUACUCCACUGACUGCGUUCAAUGCUAACUUAUUUCUCCUACCUGUGACUGUAAAUAGAUAAAAUGAUAGAUGCAGCCUUUUUGCUUUACUUUACAGUGUUACCUGAUUUGCAUUGAUUGUUAACAUUUUCAUUUGUGCAGGGUGUCUGCACAAGAAAACCUCCUUUCAUGCACAAGGACAUUUCAGUGUGGAUAGGGAAUUUUUAAAUUAUUAUUAUUUUGGAGUAACCAUAAGCAUGUCAGCUUUCAUAUUUUUUUUUCUAAUUUCAAGUUUGGUUUAUAAACAUUUUCUUUGAUUUGUCCUAGAGAAAAAGCAAAUUACUGGUGUUAUUCUACACCACAUGGAAAAAAAACAUUCAUAGCAGCACAGGGGGGGAAAAGUCAAUAAUUGUGUUAAACAUCUUCCUGAUUCCACACACCCCACCAUCCCAGUCGAUGGCAAAUAACUUCCUUGUCUAAUAAGACAAACAUCCUGAAUAUGAUUAAAAGGGUGUGGGGUGGGAAGGCAAUCGGGGACAUCAUUUAAACAUUGUAAAAAGAGUAUUCGUUUAAAUAAAAACUGGUCAUGAUAGUUUCUGGCUGGUGAUGGUGGUUAAAAACACAUAUAUUCACAAUUCUAAGGUUACCCAAGUUCUUCCUUUAAGGCAAAUUUCUUAGUUGAAUUGGCCCUUUUAUUUAUUUAUUUUAAAUGUCUCCAUUCUACAGAGCACAACUGAUGCCCCUCCUUUCAGACCAGUCCUCUUCUGACUGUAGAAACAGGCAGCAAGUCUCAGCGCUGCCUCUUAGCUUUGAAUGUGACAGCUCUAUUCAGUGAAACAAAACAGCUGUCAGAUGUGAUGCUACAACCAGAGGAAGGGAAGCAGAGGUAGCCACUGAACGCUGAAAGUGUUACUUGUGCCCAGCUUUGAAAUGGUUUUCUCGCUGGAGAGCCUGCUAUGGCUAACAUUUCAAAUGCAGGAACUUCCUUUUAAAGCAAAGCAAUUUUCUAGGGAGAGGAGAUGGUGACCCUUCUGUAGAAGUGCGUACUAGUAUAUACAAAGUUGUGGUGUGUUUCUAAAGUGCUCAGGUGCACACAUGUUUACACAGCGGGACAUGCCAUCGGCUAUGCCAGCACAGUGCCACAAAACGACAAGCUUAACAAUGGCAUUGCAAACCUGUUGCAAAGAUGACUCAUUUUAGCAACGCAGGGAGAAAAUGCUAAGAAAUGAACCAGGGGUUUGGGACUGGUAUUUGUAUUUCCCUUCCUUCUCCCCCCUUUAACUGUGUGAUAAUACUUCUUGCAGAAAGAUGCAAUUAUAAAGGCCCCACCAUUAUAACCUUUGUGAUUUCUCCCGCUCAUUGCAGCUACUAAAAUCUGAAACAUCUGAGUCUUAAUUAUUCGCUCUUUGCUAGAGAAAGAAGAGGAUUAGACACGGGAGGAGUUUUAUUUCCGUUUUAGGCAAACUGCCUGCAUUGUGGCUCUGUCCGAUGAUGUCCUGUGCUAGUUGAAUAAGGUACCUCAUUUGGGGCACAUUAUGUCUUCUCUCAUGGUUUCAUAGGAGUGCUCAGGGCAGAUUGGCCACUUCUGAGCUGGGGUAUUAGUCUCUAGCAGAUUCUGUCUGGCAAGGAGUUCAGUGGUCGUUCGAUUGGAAAGGACAGUCUGGAGAGGACAGUCUGGUGUCCAUCACUCGGAAGGUGGUGGACUCUCCUUCAUUGAAAGUUUUUAAACAGAGUUUGGGUGGCAUCAGGGAUUCUUGAGUUUGGAUGGCAUCUGUCAGGGGUUCUUUAGCUGUGAUUCCUGCAAUUGCAGGGGGUUGGACUAGAUGACCCUCGGGGAUCCCUUCCCAACUCUAUGGUUCUGUGCUUCUUCAGGAUUCCAGAGCAGGCACAAAGCUACAAGGCACAAGUCCAGAAGAAGUUAGAAGUGCUUAAGCCUUAUUUAGCUGGCGCACCAACAUUGUCUCUAGCCUGUACACACAUGCCUGCAAACUGAUUUCUUAUGAGUGCGGUGUAGCUUAAAUGUAUGUAUGGAGCUCUAGUUCAAAUGUGGAGCUUCCCUGCCCAUCAAAGCUGCUCUGCUGUUUUCAGUGGGAGAAGGAAUCCUGCAUCCCCAUUGGUUUGCACAUACUGAUGUUCUCCUUCCAUUGGCAUUUACAGGGCCAGAGCCAUGUCCAGAUGUGUGGUAAAGCACUCAUGGGACUCUUCUUUCACUCAUGGCAGAAUAAAUCACAAUUUUUCAGACAGCCAGUCUGAAGUAGCAUAACUAAGAAGUUAACUGACCGUUGCCAGAGGAUUCUUUUUUGAAGAAUUGACUAUUUUUUAGGAUUUCAAUAGUAAGUAUGCAUUCAUGAAACAAAUGGAUAAUAUUUUACAUUGGGGAUAAUACUGAUUUUUCUGGAAUGUGUUUUUGAAACUUUAAUUGCACCUGGUACAACCACCUCAUCGAUGCAUUUUUUUUGCUUUUUAAGAGAAUGAUACCUGUAAACAGAUAUGGCCAUAAUGUUUUUUUUAUAUAUAUAAAUAAGAAUAAAAAAGUUUACACAUCAAAAAGCAUGUUACAUCUCAACUUGUCUGUAUUUUCAGCCAUUUCCAGGUUUUAUGAACUUACAUGGAAAUGGGAAACUGACCUUUUAAAGCACCUGCUGAAGUCACCUCUUGUAGUUUGCAUAAGUCAUUGUUAUGCCUCAUGUUAAUGUGAACAAUGGUCUGCUUCAUUGCGCACCACUGACAAACAAGCCUUUGAUAUUAUUUUGCUUUCUUCUUUCCUGGCACAGCAAACCCAUUCAUGUACCUCUUAAAGAACAAGGAUUAGGGCUUACUGUGUGGGCAAUUUAUCCUUUGCCUAUUCAAGCUGGCCGAGUUUUCCAACUCCCUUCUCUCUUUCUCUCAAGUGAAAUAUUGUGUCCAUGUAGUAUUUACAAGCCGCUGACAGACUGUUGACUAACUAGGUUACAAGUGCAAGAAGAAGCUAUUAAGAGUAGGAAGAAAAGCAGUAACUGAAUUCUACCGGGCACCUGCUAGUGCUGGGGAAAGGCACAUUCUCACAAUGCUGGGAGACUGGAGCUCAUGCUAGAGCAAGCCAGAAAAGAUUGCACCUGCUCAGAAAUAGAUAACAAAGCCAUAAAUGGGGCAAAGGCAGCAAUUUGGGUUUUAUCAUUGAUUCCUGGGGAUUUCCCCUGCAAUAUAUAUUACUGUGAAUAAUGGAACAGGAAUUUUAUUAAUGUGGCAAAAGAUUUGGGCUUCUGCCUUUGUCAGCUUCUCUGAUAAAAAAAAUGAUCAGAAGCUGAAACAUUUCGCUACAUAGAUAAAAUCUCUGUAUUGAUUAUCACAGUAACACACACACACACACACACACACACACACACACACACACACACAUUUUUGUGAUUAACCAAAUUCCAAAAGGGACCCAGAGGAAGCAUGUGUGAAGUGCUGUUUGAUUAUCC